CACCCUCAGGGCGUCCAAGCGUUCGACAGAACUCGAUGACAACUAUCUUGUCAACCACUGGUUACUUGAUCGCAACGCACUCACUGCAUCCACUGCAUCAAACGGGGAACACUGGGAUAGUCUCUUAGAGUACACUCAGAUUUAUUGGCCAAAGGAGUGGUUGUCCUACGUAUGCCACUGGUGUCUAGAUCUAUACUCCCGGCUCACGCUAUCGUAGGACGACAGCAGGCAGAGAUGGACUCUGGCGGAAGGAAGCCUGAUUUCCGUGCCUGAUCCGGACUCACUUGCUGACUUCGAAGACAUAUUCACAUCCCUAGGCAUCUUCAAGCGAGCGCACCCUGCGUUAGUGAAGGAGAUCACCCGUCUUGGAGAUGAGGAGGAAGCCGAGCUCGAGCGUCGCCUCCGCCAGGCGCUGCCGCGGGUCCUCGACACCUACGCCAUGCUCCGCGCCAUUCGUUCGAAAGAGCGGCGUCACGAGCCGGUGAACGAGGCGACCUGGCGUGUGCCGAUAGAUGGUCUGCUUAUGCACCUCUUUAUUCACAGCACUCAGGAGUUUUUGGUGAAGCUCACGGGGUACGUGUCGGGUCAAGCAGAAGGAAACGAGCAGUGAGUUCAUUAA
Molecule: messenger RNA, 619 nt
Organism: Phanerochaete carnosa HHB-10118-sp
Lineage: Eukaryota; Fungi; Basidiomycota; Agaricomycetes; Polyporales; Phanerochaetaceae
Exons: 1
Coding region: 440-610 (56 amino acids)
Source: RefSeq, a predicted model, not a curated record